UUAGAUCGUCAUUUACUUUUGCUCUAAUCAAUUUUGGUAGGCUAAACUUUCGAAUAGAAAAUGGGUGUAUUCACUGGAUUUGGUAGCUGGAUCAAUCAGAACAGUCAAGAGCCUCUUAAGGCCGAGUCCAAGAGAUCUGAAAAUGGCGAAUCUAAGUCGGCGUCAGAGAAAGACACUAAUAAUGCUCCUGCUAAGAAGAAGAAGAAGGUGGUGAUAUAUUAUGAUGAAAAAGAGGACAGGAGACAAGAAAGACUUUGGCAUAAAGCAGAGAAGAAGCAUCCAUGGCAUAAUCCACCUCCCAAGAUCAAGGUGACAAAUAAGAAGGGUCUUUACCAUAUGAACAUAGAAUUGACCGUGGGAACGACUCCUAAUAUUGUCUACUACGUGUUUACUGAUCCAAAAGGCGGUCCGUUUUUCGAUUAUAAGAAGUGGCGCGACAUAAUGAAAAACACAUCAAGAAAGGUUUUGAAGGAGAAUGGUCCGAAGCGGGUCAUCAUGGUGGAGAAAGCUUUGGCUUAUAACAUCCUUUCGCUGACGACUAUAUCUAUCCCGAUACAUCUAACUAUGGAAGAAAACAGAAAAGAUCUUACGACAAAUUAUAAGAAAGGGAAAGUAAUAUUGAUGAAAGAGUUCCACGGCAACUAUAAAGUCGAGCCUAUAUAUGUAGAUCAAGAACGGUUGUGCAAAAAGAGGCUACCAAAGAGUCCAGAAGAAUAUAAAAAAUGUAGCGGUGGCCAAGGAAGGAUUGGGUCAAAAUUGACAAUAAACCACUACUUCCAGCCAUAUCGUCCAUUUAAUAUACCGCCUCUUUCUUGGUUCAUCCGUGGGAACACCAUCAAAACCUCCAAAAAAUUGCUCAACGGGAUUCAGGACCUGGCUUCGUCUUUUCGACAGGCAGAGCCACCCUCAGAAGAGGACAUGGAAGCGAGUGAGAUAGAUACUGUCGAAGUACAUAAUUUUUUGAAAAUAUAGAAGAUUGUUAGCAAACAUACAAAAACUGUUUAUCGCGUACUAUUGAUUAUUUUGGUAUCGACUACCACAGCUGAAAAUUGUUUUUUUUUUAAGUUGAAACUACUAAAAGUUAUUUCUGUUUUUAACA
Brassica oleracea var. oleracea is the source of this 1099-nucleotide messenger RNA. RefSeq lists its product as uncharacterized. Bases 61 to 972 code for a protein of 303 amino acids. The record is from RefSeq and is a predicted model, not a curated record. The transcript is spliced from 5 exons. NCBI's taxonomy places the organism in Eukaryota, Viridiplantae, Streptophyta, Magnoliopsida, Brassicales, Brassicaceae.